AUGGGCACGCGCGUAUACGUCGGCGGCCUCCCCCGUGACGCCACAUCGCGUGAGAUCCAGGACGGCUUUAACCGCUACGGCCACGUGUCGAACAUUUGGGUGGCGCGCAACCCGCCGGGCUUCGCUUUUGUGGAUUUUGAAGACCCGCGGGACGCUGACGAUGCCAUUCGCUCGAUGGACGGCCGUGACUUCUUGGGAGGACGCAUCCGUGUCGAACUCGCUCGCGGCGGCAGUCGUCGUGAUGGCGGCGGUGGCCGUGACGGAGGCCGUCGUGGGGACGAUGACCGCGGUGGCCACGGUCGUGGUGGCGACCGUUUUGAACGUGGUCGCAACCCGCCUCAGCGCACUGACUUCCGCGUACGCGUAACGGAUCUGCCACGUGACGUCGAUUGGCGAAAUGUCAAGGACUUUCUUCGCACGGGUGGUGAGGUGACUUACUGCAACGUAGAGGCGGAUGGCUCAGCCGUCGCUGAGUUCCAGACGAAAGAAGACAUGGACGACGCUAUCAAGAAGCUCGACGACACAGAGUUCCGUGGCAGCUACGUGCGUGUUGCCCCUGAGGGAGACUCAGCGCGUCGCUCGCGCUCUCGUUCUCCAGCACGUGGCCGCUCGCCUGGCCAUCGCUCGCGUUCGCGCUCGCCGGCUGCGGCGAAGGACUCGCCGCGCCGCUCCCGCUCCAGAUCGGCGUCGCCUGCUGCUGCCAAUUCGCCUGCUAACAAGAACUUGGCUUGA
Molecule: messenger RNA, 732 nt
Organism: Peronospora matthiolae
Lineage: Eukaryota; Oomycota; Peronosporomycetes; Peronosporales; Peronosporaceae
Source: the annotation of a GenBank genome assembly